AGUGCCUGCGGCCUCGGCCAAGGCCCGCGGCCGGGGCUGCCCCGCCCACUGUGCCCCAGGGCGAAAGCCCCGAAAGGCCGAGUGAGCUGCAGCCUGGAGACCUCUUUUAAGAUGACCCGCACGGACCCGCCGGACCUGCUGGUGUCGACCGUGUACCAGGACAUCAAGGUGGCGGCCCCGGGGCCCGUGUCGAGGCCCCCGCCAUGUGAGCGCCCAAUGGCCCGGCCUGCUGCGCCCGCGCCUUUCAACAAGCGCCACUGCCGCAGUUUCGAUUUCCUGGAGACACUGGACGGGGAGGCCAUGGAGGCCCGUCCGGAGCCGCCGCCUCCGGAGCCCGCCGCGCCGCGCGCCCGAUCCCGCGACGGCGAGCCCCGGCGCCGCGCCCGCUCGAAGAGCGCACCCCGUGCGGCCCCGGGCCUGGCGCCCGCGCCCGCCUCGCCGCCUGUGCCGCCGCGCCGAGGCCGGGAGGCCCAGCGGGCGGCGCCGGCCGACGCAUCGCCCCGCCGGGAGCCCGCGUACCCCGCGCUGCGCGCGCUCGCCAACGAGCUGCACCCCAUCAAGCUGCAGCCUCAGCGGGGCGGCCCGGGCCGCAUGGCGCCCCUGUGCGCCGCUGCCAACCGCUGUGCGCCGGCCGAGCCACCCGCGGGGCCGGCCCCCCACGUCCGCUGCCGCCUGGACGUCAAGCCCGACGACGCGGUGCUGCAGCAUGCCGCCCGGGGCUCGAGGCCCUGCGGGCCCACCGAGACCGCGCCCUGGCCCCGCGCCGCCCCGCAGCUCCACGGCCUCACGGUGCCCGGGCCUCGCCACGUGGGGCUCUCGCUCACCCCCACCCCCAGUGACUCGUACUGCGCCGACCCCCGGGCGCUGUACUGCGAUGGGCCGCUUCCCGGGUCGCGGGACCACGCGGAGCGCCGGAGUCUGCCCUUCACCACCCCGCCGGGCCCCACCCAAUUCUUCUACACCGAGGAACCCGAGGGCCACCCCGGUGGCUUCAUGGCCAGCCCUGGACCGCCCUUCGACAGCUACUACCCCAGGCCCUUUCUGUCCGAAGAGCCACCCGGGCCCAAUCCAAGGCGCGGGGGCGUCUACUAUGCGGGGGAAGUUCGCACCUUCCCCGUCCAAGAACCACCCUCCCGUUCCUACUACGGGGAGGUCCCGCGAGCCUACGGCCCGCCCUGCGGCCCCCGCUACGCCCCCGAGGAGCCCCGGGCUCACCCCGCCGCCCGCCCCUUUUACACUGAGGACUUCGGGCGGUACCGCAGUCGAGACGCCCUGACGCGGACUUACCCACAACCGCGCGGCAGCCCGGCCUGGGGCGACUGGGGCCCGAGGCCUUACCGCACCCUGCAGGUGGCGCCUCCCCCGGACCCCGGCCCGUUGCUCGCCUCGUGGCACGGCGGCACCGGCACCAGCCCACCCCGCCUAGCGACCGACAGCCGCCACUACUCGCGCUCCUGGGACAACAUCCUGGCGCCCGCGCCGCGCCGCGAAGACCCACUGGGCCGCGGCCGUAGCUACGAGAACCUGCUGGGGCGCGAGGCACAGGACCCGCGGGGCACAUCCCCCGAAGGCCGGCGCCCGCCCGUCAUAGUGAACCUGUCCACCUCGCCCAGACGCUACGCGGCGCUGUCGCUGUCCGAGACGUCGCUGUCGGAGAAGGGCCGUAUGGGCGAGGGCCUGGCCCGAAACUGGUACGUCACGCCGGAGAUCACCAUCACCGACAACGACCUGCGCGCGGCUGAGCGCCCGAGCGCCAGGAGCUGGGAGCUGCCGGGGAGCCGCCCGCGGCCGCCUCCGCCCGCCGCCCCCGAUGGCCCCGCCUCUGGCCGCCAGCGCAGCCUCGAACAGCUGGACGAGCUCAUUACUGACCUGGUCAUCGACUCGCGGCCCCCAGCCGGCCAAGCGCCCGAGCCCGCGUCCGACGGCCUGGGCCGCCAGCUGCGGCGCCUGCUAGACUCGCGGCCCUCGGGCGCCGUGGUCCCGACGCGGGCGCCGCGCUCGCCUCCCCUGUCUGCCGGCAGCGCUGAGGAGCCCGCGGGCCCGGGGCAGGCGGCCGACGCGUCCCCCGAGCCCAGCGCCGACGAGGACGACCUGAUGACGUGCUCCAACGUGCGCUGCGGGCGCACCGAGACCAUGUUCAACGCCUGCCUCUACUUCAAGUCCUGCCACAGCUGCUACACCUACUACUGCUCGCGCCUCUGCCGCCGCGAGGACUGGGACGCGCACAAGGCGCGCUGCGUGUACGGCCGCGUGGGCAGCGUGUGCCGCCACGUGUUGCAGUUCUGCCGCGACAGCGGCCCAGUGCACCGCGCCUUCUCGCGCAUCGCGCGCGUCGGCUUCUUGUCGCGCGGCCGCGGCGUGCUCUUCCUGGGCUUCCCGAGUCCCGGCUCCGCAGACAACUUCCUGCGCUUCGGCCUCGAGGGGCUGCUGCUGUCGCCCACCUACCUGUCGCUGCGCGAGCUGGCCACACACGCGGCGCCACUGGGCAGCUAUGCUCGGGAGCUGGCGGCCGCCGGGCGCCUCUACGAGCCGGCGGAGUGCUUCCUGCUCAGCGUGUCCGUGGCCGUGGGCCCCGGCGCUGCGCUACCCGGCGCCCCUGCCCGGCCAGCUCCCGCGCCGCGCAGCCCCGGACCCACGGUGCGCAAGUUCGCCAAAGUGGCGCUGGCGGCCGGCAGCCCGGCACGGCCGCCCCCGGCGCGGGGCCGCGAACCCGACAUGGAGACGUUGAUCCUGACGCCGCCGCCCGGCACUGCGGGCCUGGACCAGGACGGCGAGGCGGGCCGGCGAGCACGCGAGGUGGCCUUCAUCCACAUCCAGCGAGAGCUGCGGCUGCGCGGCGUCUUCCUACGCCACGAGUUCCCGCGCGUCUACGAGCAGCUCUGCGAGUUCGUCGAAGCCAACCGGCGCUUCACACCCACCACCAUCUACCCCACGGACCGGCGCACAGGCCGCCCCUUCAUGUGCAUGAUCAUGGCCGCCUCCGAGCCACGCGCGCUAGACUGGGUGGCCAGUGCCAACCUGUUGGAUGACAUUAUGUGAGCCGCGGGGGCGCGCCCGGGGCCCGCCCAGUCCACUCAGGCCCCGCCCCGAGCUCACCAGUCCCCGCCCAGCUCGCCAAAUGCCCCAUUGCAUUCUCCACAGGCUCCGCCUUUCCCUCCGCCUUCCUGCGAACCCCCUUCCCCCCGACCCCCAGACCAGUCCCGCCCGGCUCCCUCUCCCCCAGCUCGCCCUCGGGCGUCUCCAGAGGCCGGUCCUCGGCCGCUUGGUGCUCCCCGCUGGGAGGCGGGGUGGGGUCUGAGGACCAGCCCUCCCUGCCUUUACGCGGAGGGGUCACUGCUGCAGAUCCCACCGCGCAUAUCCGGUUCGUCCGACCCCUGUCCGUCUGCAGGGCCUCCCUGGAACCUCUCCAACCCCGGCUCGCCCUGGUCCAGGAGCCCGAGUCGACCAAAGCCUAGUCCCGUCCCUUUAAACACCCUCCCCACCCGCCUCCUGUGGUCUGGGAUGCGUCCUGCUCAGAGGCCUU
Molecule: messenger RNA, 3523 nt
Organism: Eubalaena glacialis (North Atlantic right whale)
Lineage: Eukaryota; Metazoa; Chordata; Mammalia; Artiodactyla; Balaenidae
Gene: AJM1
Product: apical junction component 1 homolog
Exons: 2
Coding region: 112-3039 (975 amino acids)
Biological process (GO): cell-cell junction organization
Cellular component (GO): apical junction complex; plasma membrane
Source: RefSeq, a predicted model, not a curated record